AUGGAAGUAACGAAUCAUAGCGAAUUAGAAAAAUAUUUAAUCAGAACAAAAAAAGAAAGAGAAAAACUUACUCCCCCCUUCUUUAAAUUGGAACAAAAAAUUUUGUUCCAAUUUAAAGGGGCUUAAUUUUUUUUUUAAAAAAAAAAAUAUAUCAAUAUAAAAUUUUUAUAAAAAAAAAAUUUAUAUAAAAAAAUUAAACAAAACAAUUUAUCGAAUUAGAUCAAUAUUUUAUUUAAUGAAAUGCUAUUUACUCUUUAUUUUUAAAACAAAGCAAGAUAUAACUAAAUUUUCAUUAUUAGUUUAUACGCCACUAUUAAUUGGUAUCAAAAUUAUUUACACAAAAAUUAUUAUUUUUAUUGAUAAAAAAAAUUAGAAAAUUUAUCGAUCAAAGUGCUAAUUUUGUUUAAAUAAGAUGUUAUUUAUGCUCUAUUUCUUUAAAAUAACGCAAGAAAUAAGUAAAUUUUAAAAUUUUAUAAGGAAUUCGCAUUGGAUUUAUGUCGAAACUAUUUAAAUAAAAAAUAUCAUUUUUAUCAAAAAUAAAAAUUUUUAAAAAAAAACAAUUAUUUUUUUUUUAAAAUUUAACAAUUAAGGAUAAUAAAUUUAUUUAAAUAAGAUGCUCUUUAUACUCUCUUCUUUAAACAAGAAAGAAGAAACAUUUAGCUUAUAUCGAAACUUUUUAGAUAAAAUUAUAUAUAAUUUUUUAUUAUAAAAUUAAAUUUUGUUAAAUUUAAAGGGGGUUAAUUUACCAAAAAAGUGGAAAUUUUACCUAUAUUUUGUUCCAAUUUAAAGGGGGGGGAGUUAGAAAAAUUGCAGACCAAUACUAUGAAGAUUUAAGAAAUAGAUCAAUCGAAAGAAAACACCUAAAAUCUUUAUCCUGCGAUGAUGGAGAAUCUAAUGGACCUUCUUUGAAUGGGUUCAAAAAAUUCAAUGCUGAGUUAUCAACACAGCUAAAUUGGCUGGUAAAUUCACCAUCAAAAGACAAGAAAAAUGAAAGGAGAGUUUGAAGGUUUGAAAAGACACCAGAAAGCAGCCGUCAUAAAAUCAAUCAAAAAACAGUAGCCAUUUAUGCGAAUAAAUGACCAGAGGUUCAUCAGCCUUCCUCAACAAGAGCUUCAAAUAAUCCAUCACUGCAGGCUCGAUAUAAGAAUAGUUCAGCUAUUCUUAAGAGCAGACUAGUAUCUUCUGCAGCCCAAACUCCGAGAAAAAGCAAAAGUCAAUUGAGAGGGCAGUUUGAUAUAUCCAGACCAAAAAUUGACAUUAAAGAAAAAAUUAAUACAUAA
Messenger RNA from Blepharisma stoltei, 1280 nucleotides. The record is from the annotation of a GenBank genome assembly. NCBI's taxonomy places the organism in Eukaryota, Ciliophora, Heterotrichea, Heterotrichida, Blepharismidae.